Messenger RNA from Wasmannia auropunctata (little fire ant), 2133 nucleotides. Its product is annotated as spindle pole body component 110. Bases 438 to 1772 code for a protein of 444 amino acids. The transcript is spliced from 5 exons. NCBI's taxonomy places the organism in Eukaryota, Metazoa, Arthropoda, Insecta, Hymenoptera, Formicidae. The record is from RefSeq and is a predicted model, not a curated record. Gene Ontology annotation, cellular component: early endosome; membrane.
UCUCCCUCCCUCCCUCUUUCUCCCCCACGGCUCCUCAGCUCCUCACGCCGCUUCGAGGAGCGUCCGCGUAUGCUGAUCGCGCGUUUGAUGGGGAGUUACGGGACGGCCGCAGUAGUUACGGGGCUUCGCCGAUCGCGGCUUAACGUAAAUCGCUCUGCUGCCCUCUCCCUUCCCCCCCUUCCCCUCCUCCCACGCCGCCCCCCUCGGGCCGGAGGUGUGUGUGUUUGCUGACUCGUCGAUAAACAACGCCGCGCGCCGACGUCAUCACCAGGAAAACGCGCGAUGCGUGCCCCGGCGCCGCGAGCGCAACACCCGAAGGUCUCGUGAGAAAAACGAUGUCCAGGUGUCGAUAACUUUGUGACAUCCGCGCGAGGCGAGGACGGGAGAGGACACGCGUUAACCGGGGUAGCGCGGUAGGUAGGUUGGGGAAGGAAGGUAUGGAGGGUGCCAACGGUCAGCUGCAGACCAAGUAUCAGAAAAUCGCCACGGAAUACUCAAAAAUUCGUGCGCAAGCGAACGUACUGAAGAAGGCUGUGAUAGAGGAGCAAGCGCGUAACGCCGACAUCCGGAAUCAGCUGAAGGAGAGGGAGGUGGAGUUUCGCCGGGCCGAGCAGGAGAUCGACAGCCUGACGUUCCGCAAUCAGCAGCUGACGAAGCGUAUAACCGUGCUGCAGGACGAGCUCGACAAGGCGCAGAACAAGCCCAAGCGUGGUAAGGGCAGCAGAGCGUCGGAGAACAACAGUCAGAUCCCGGCGCCGCUGCUGCCGCCGCCGCCGCCGAAUAACAUCCUAGACGAGGAGUUUCAGAAGAAGAUCGUCGAGAAUGCUCAACUGCUGUCGCAGAUCAGCGACAAGGACAGCGAAAUUGAAAGUCUGUACGACAGGAUACAGCAGCUGGAGUGUAAGAUCGACUAUUGCGAGAAGUCCAAGGUAGAGUCCGAGUGCCAGUAUCAGGGCGCCGUAGACAAAUUGGAGAGAGAGAGGAACGACUUGCAGAGGAAGUUGAACGACAGGCAGAAGCAGGAGGAGACUGUGUCGUGGUCGAGUAACGAGGGUAGGCGCGAUGGUUGCGAUUUCGAUGCGAGAGGGGCGCUCUCGAAUCAUCGCCAGGCAGAACCGUCGCCGUUCUCCUCGCCGUCUGCCUCGCGCAGAUCGUCCAAGUCGCUCGGGGAGGGAAAGCCGCAAAAGUCACAGGAGGAGAGCAAUGAAUUUCUCUAUGCAAAAUCAUGUGACUUAGAGAAGGAAAUUAAUCAUUGGAAAGCCCAGUACCAUAUACUCAAGAUAAAGUAUGACGAAUUAGAACAAAGAGAGGCUACUUCGCAAAUUGAUAGCGACGCAUUGAAACCUGUGGAGAUAAGUAAUAUGAUUGGGAAAUUGAGUGCACCCUUUGCCAUACCGGAGGAGAUCGAAGCGCGUGAAUUAAAAAUUAGGGAUUACUUCCUAGAAGAGAUUGAGAGAUUGACGAACGAGAAACACGUCUACCACAUUAAAAAUGUAGCCAUGGCCGCCAAUAGCGAAGUUAUGCACGUGCAAUUAGAUACCAGCGAAUCAAAGCGAGAGAAGUGCGAAACGACGCUGUUAGAGACGCUUUCCAGUUGUAACAGUGUACAAAAAGAGAAGGAGGCGCAGGAGGCGAAUUACAAGGUACAGCUCAAUACCAUGAGCGAACAUCUUGCCAAUAUGAACGAGAAACUUAUCUUCCAAACGGAGGAGAUACAGCAAUUGAAAUUCGAACUAGCUAACAAGAAUAGUAAAAAGGGAAAGCAGAAGUGAUCCAGGUCAGAAUUGCAAAGAACAAUCAUCGACAUUCCAUUCAGUGGUAUGGUUUAAUCGCGAUCAUUAAUUAAAUUUUAUGUACAUAUUUAUAGCUCUGGAAAGCCACUGGUUUUUGCGCAUACUCGUGUCUUUAGCCUGGAGAAGCGCUAAAGAGCUCUCUAACUCAAUGUUGCGUUAUUUAUGAAAUCAAAAUAAAAGAGAAACUCAUCGACAACGUUUCUUUUUACGAACGUUGUUUAUAUUAUAAGUUUAACUAUACUGUAUAUGUGCAACGAUUACUCUCAUUUGCUCAUAAUUAUCUUAACAGCGAUAUUUACCGACACUUGGUACAGGAUAAAUUUUACAAUACUAAAUUCGU